AUGGAAGAUGUGAUAGUGGAAGCCCUUCCAUCUAAUGAACGGGAAGCUCAGAUUUUAGCUGCCAGAGAACUUGGUAAACUUGCAACCAAACUAAGACAGAAGUUAGCAGAAAGAGGGAUCAUUUCUCGGCUCGUUACGAUGCUUCGUAAGCAAGAUUAUGAAGCCACUGAAGCGGCACUUUGCUCUGCUUUGUCUAGCUUUUCAAAAAACAAGAUUCAAAUUGCAAAUUCUGGUGCCAUACGAGUAUUGCUGGAGAUCAUUCAAUGCCAAAAAGAGUCAUUGAUUGACCUUGCAGCAGCAGCCCUCUUGGUUCUUCCUUCUUGCUCCAAUAACAAGCUAGCAGUCGCAACAUCUGGGACUAACCCAAUCCUGGUUGGAUCCCUGAAUUCCCAAUUGGCAGAAGAAUGCGAUAAUCCCAUCUAUUGUUUCUUUUGGUAUGGUAAAAGCCAUGCUUCAACUAAUAUGUAUGAGUUCGGAAAACAAUCAGAGAUGAUUGAGAAAGCGAUGGCAUUACUGGAGAAGAUGGUUUCCUCGUCGGAGAUUUCACUGAAGGAGGUUGCUGAGACUGCAUGUCUUGUAAUCCACUUGCUAGUGGAGGCCAUUGAAGAAUGUACACCACUAUGCAAAGAGCACGCUGCAGCUACGUUACUGGUCAUGUGCCAAAGCUGUAGGGACAGAUGCAAAUCCAGAGAUUGGGAAAAAAAUUUUGGGGUUGCAGAAAGGCAGAGGGAAGAAGGAGAAGAAUGUUGA
This is a messenger RNA of Coffea arabica (coffee), 750 nucleotides long. RefSeq lists its product as uncharacterized. Lineage: Eukaryota; Viridiplantae; Streptophyta; Magnoliopsida; Gentianales; Rubiaceae. The record is from RefSeq and is a predicted model, not a curated record.